This is a messenger RNA of Oppiella nova, 1783 nucleotides long. The record is from the annotation of a GenBank genome assembly. Lineage: Eukaryota; Metazoa; Arthropoda; Arachnida; Sarcoptiformes; Oppiidae.
AAGACUAUGUACGGCGCGAAUGUCAUCAUAUGUGACGGAAUACUGAUAUUCGCCAACAAGACAUUGGUUGAUAUGAUGGAUAUGAAGGUGUUUAUAGACACCGACUCAGACAUACGACUGGCCAGACGUCUGCGUCGCGAUAUCACCGAAAGGGGCAGAGAUCUGGAGGGUGUCAUCAAACAGUACAACCAAUUCGUGAAACCCAUGUUUGACUUCUAUAUCCUCCCGUCGAUGAUUCACGCGGACCUCAUUGUCCCGCGAGGGGGCGAGAAUCAGGUGGCCAUCGACCUCAUCGUACAGCACGUCCACACACAGCUCCAGUCCAAGGGACUCAAACUCAGAUCCAAAUUGAUUAAAAUACAUACCGAUCAACCCCUCCCCCGAUCACUCAAACAACUACCCCUUACGCCACAAAUCAAGGGAAUGCAUACUUUUAUCCGAAAUCGGGAGACAACGAGAGAUGACUUCAUUUUCUAUUCAAAACGAUUGAUGCGUUUAUUGAUUGAGUUCGCGCUCUCGUUAUUGCCGUUUAAAGACGUAAUCGUGGAAACGCCGCAAAACGUCAAUUAUAACGGAAAGCGAAUCAACUGCCAGAAGAUCUGUGGAGUGUCUAUAUUAAGGGCCGGAGAGACUAUGGAACAGUCGUUGUGUGAUGUCCUCAAAGAUGUCAGAAUCGGAAAGAUAUUGAUUCAGACAAACAGAGAGACGGAUGAGCCAGAAUUAUAUUACCUGAGAUUACCUAAAGAUAUAAAGGACUAUAAGGUUAUGCUUAUGGACGCGACGGUGGCGUCGGGUGCGGCCGCUAUGAUGGCUAUUAGGGUACUCCUGGACCACGACGUGCCCGAAGAGAAUAUAUUCCUGUUAUCACUGCUGAUGGCUGUGUCGGGCGUCCACUCCAUUGCCUACGCCUUUCCCAAAGUGACUGUUGUCACCACACAAGUGGAUCCCGAAGUGAGCGACAAAUUCUAUAUUAUACCCGGAAUUGGCAAUUAUGGCGACCGCUUUUUCGGCACCGAAGCCACCGCUAUCAUGAUUUUCGAAAACUAUCCAUUUGUCGCAACUAUCCGCAAGAAUGAGACCAAAGGGCUGUCAAACUGGAAGCAGCGGCUCUUCAUCUCAGACAGGGCUCACUUAGUGUUUGAUUUUCACCAAACGGUCGAUGGAUUGCAAGAGAAAGACAGGGGAAAGAAGAGCAUCGGGACGACGAAGAAGGGCAUCGGCCCUACAUAUGCCACAAAGGCGGGUCGCACCGGCAUCAGAAUGGCUGACCUCAUGGGAGAUUAUUCUCUCUUCCAAGAGAAAUUUCGCAGUCUUUCGGCUAAUUUUCGGUCGCAAUUCCCGGACAUAAGUCAGGAUGUGAUCGAUUCAGAGCUCAUUAAAUAUAAACAAUUUGCAGAAGAGAUCCGUCCCUGUGUUAAGGAUACGGUAUCCUAUGUGAGCACUUCCAUGAGGGCCGGCAAGUCUGUGCUCAUCGAAGGCGCCAACGCAACGAUGCUCGACAUCGACUUCGGCACGUAUCCAUUCGUGACGUCGUCCAACUGCACGGUUGGCGGUGUCUGUACAGGUCUAGGCAUUCCUCCGCGUUAUAUCGGCGAUGUGUACGGCGUGACCAAAGCCUACUGAACGCGCGUAGGUGACGGCCCCUUCCCCACCGAACUUUUGGAUCAAACGGGCGAUUAUUUGCAGACAACGGGCAAAGAGAUCGGAGUGACCACUAAGAGGAAGCGUCGGUGCGGUUGGUUGGAUGUCGUACUCCUGCGCUACUCGAAUAUGAUUAAUGGAU